CCUUUCUUCUUCUUUCGGCGGUGGAUGAAUGGAGGAAGGUGAGCGGACUCUGAUCAGAGGGAGACUCACGGAGGGAAUCCGAGAGAAUGUGGGGCCAGCAACAUGGACAGGGAAGGUGGGAAGCCCGUGGCUGUUGUCGCAGUUGUGACUGAGCCUCGAUUUACCCAGCGAUACAGGGAAUAUCUCGAGGAGCAGAAACUUCUGGAUAGACAGCACCGCGUGGAAAAGCUGCCGGAUGGCACCGUGGCGCUCCCCGUGCUGGGAGAGGCCGUCCCUGAGCAGCACCUGCGGGAGCUGAGGAAUCGUGUGGCCCCAGGCAGCACCUGUAUGGUAAUGCAGCUCCUGGAUCCUGUUCCUUCAAAGAAGGCCCAGGGUUGUUCACCUGCCCAAAGGCUGUGUCUUGAGGUGAGUCGCUGGGCAGAGGGCCGGGGAGUGACGUGGUCAGCGGAGUUGGAGGAUGAUUUGCCCCGAUCUUGGCAACGGCAUGGUAACCUCGUGUUGUUGAGUGCGGACUGUUUCCAAGCCAAGCAAUGGAAAAAUCUGGAACCAGAACUCUGGAAGACUGUUGCCUCGGCACUUGGCGUCCAGCGUUUGGCCAAACGAGGGCGGGUAUCACCGGAUGGUACUCGAACUCCAGCAGUGACUCUGCUGCUGGGUGACCGUGGCUGGGUGGAGCAUGUGGACAAUGGAAUCCGAUAUAAGUUUGACGUGACCCAGUGCAUGUUCUCCUUCGGAAACAUCACUGAGAAACUUCGAGUGGCAUCGCUGCCCUGUGCUGGAGAAGUGCUGGUGGAUCUCUAUGCAGGGAUUGGUUAUUUUACAUUGCCAUUCCUAGUUCAUGCUGGUGCUGCUUUCGUCCAUGCCUGUGAGUGGAACCCCCAUGCUGUAGUCGCUCUGAGAAAUAACCUUGAGAUCAAUGGAGUAGCAGAUCGGUGCCAGAUACACUUUGGGGAUAACAGAAAACUAAAGCUCUCCAGUAUUGCAGACAGGGUGAAUCUGGGACUGAUUCCCAGCUCUGAAGAAGGCUGGCCCAUUGCCUGCCAGGUGCUACGACAGGAUACUGGGGGCAUUUUGCAUAUCCACCAAAAUGUGGAAUCUUUCCCAGGGAAGAAUCUUCAGCCUCUUGGAAGCAAUGAAGUGGAGAAGGAGGAUUGGCCUUAUCCUCAGCAAAUUACCACCAACCAAUGGAAAAAUGGGGCCACCAGGGAUUCCAGGAGAAAAAUGCUGUCUGCAGCCACCAAGCCAGAGUGGCAAAGGUGGGCGGAAUCUGCAGAAACUCGCAUUGCCACUCUGCUUCAGCAGGUGCAUGGGAAACCGUGGAAGACACAAAUCCUGCUUAUCCACCCAGUGAAAUCCUAUGCUCCCCAUGUGGAUCACAUAGUCGUCGAUCUGGAAUGCCGCCCCUGUCCUCUAGUUGGCUAGAGAAGGUGGCUCGUGAGACACAAGGAUCUACGUUUUUCUGCGAGCACUUGCUGGAUUGGCCUGGUCAGGAAGAGGCAUCUAAUGGAACCAAGGAAAAAAGUCCGAAAGGGUCAGGAGGCGUAUGGAGUCCUUGUCACCUCAAUCCAGGAAUCUGUAAAAGCUCUAAAGGCUUCCUUUGUGAGUUUCAGUAUUAGUUCCCAGUUAAUGCUCCCACUUAAUGGAGAUGUGGUUAAAAACAAUAAUAAUUUUAUUAAACUCCCUCAACCGUGA
Messenger RNA from Diceros bicornis minor, 1692 nucleotides. It is a transcript of the gene TYW2, whose product is annotated as tRNA methyltransferase 12 homolog. NCBI's taxonomy places the organism in Eukaryota, Metazoa, Chordata, Mammalia, Perissodactyla, Rhinocerotidae. Gene Ontology annotation, biological process: tRNA methylation. The record is from RefSeq and is a predicted model, not a curated record. The transcript is spliced from 2 exons. Gene Ontology annotation, molecular function: tRNA methyltransferase activity. Bases 103 to 1422 code for a protein of 439 amino acids. Gene Ontology annotation, cellular component: cytoplasm.